This is a messenger RNA of Aspergillus versicolor CBS 583.65, 936 nucleotides long. RefSeq lists its product as uncharacterized. The record is from RefSeq and is a predicted model, not a curated record. Gene Ontology annotation, biological process: mitochondrial citrate transmembrane transport. Bases 1 to 936 code for a protein of 311 amino acids. The transcript is spliced from 3 exons. NCBI's taxonomy places the organism in Eukaryota, Fungi, Ascomycota, Eurotiomycetes, Eurotiales, Aspergillaceae.
AUGCAGACUCCCCCGAAGCAAGAGCCGCAAGUCGCCAAGAAGAAAACAAUCCCGCCCGGUGUCUCAUUAGCUGCAGGUGCCGUGGCUGGUGCAGUCGAAGCCACCUCCACUUACCCAUUUGAGUUUGCAAAAACGCGAGCUCAGUUAAGUCAAAAGAUUGCUGGUGGGGUUUCAGUUCCUGUAUCUAAGAAUCCUCUGGCCGUGAUACUACAAACGGCUCGUCAGGAUGGGGUUCGAGCCAUCUAUACAGGUUGCUCAACUUUGAUUCUAGGCACUGCCUUCAAGGCCGGCGUUCGCUUCUUGUCAUUUGACACCAUAAGGAACCUUCUUGCGGACUCGAAUGGAACAUUGUCCCCGACGCGAGGCAUCCUCGCUGGCAUGGUUGCGGGCGUGGUGGAGAGCGUAGUCGCGGUCACUCCCACAGAACGCAUCAAGACUGCUCUUAUCGAUGACGCAAGGUCAUCAGCGUCUCGUCGUUAUAAUGGCGGAUUCCACGCGCUCCGGACCAUCAUGGCGGAAUCUGGCGUCAAGGAGGUUUAUCGUGGCCUUGUCUCUACGACCAUGAAGCAGGCGGCCACAUCAUCAACACGCAUGGGCUCGUACAACAUCAUCAAGGAGAUUGUCGCCUCGCGCACUAACAUUAAGGAUACAAAGAAUCCAGCACUCACGUUCGGAAUGGGGGCCACAGCCGGCGUCAUUACUGUAUACGUGACCCAACCGUUCGACACCAUCAAGACGCGCGCCCAGGGAGCCAAGGGUGCCUCGACAAUGGAAGCCCUGCGAGACGUAUUGAAAGACGGAGGUGUGCGAGCCUUCUGGAGGGGAAGCUCCAUGCGACUCGGCCGGCUGAUCCUCAGUGGGGGAAUAGUGUUCACGGUCUACGAGAACGUCGCUGCCCUUCUCAUGGCCACGAGGACCCACAGUCAGGUCCAGUGA